Molecule: messenger RNA, 1746 nt
Organism: Anopheles maculipalpis
Lineage: Eukaryota; Metazoa; Arthropoda; Insecta; Diptera; Culicidae
Product: pickpocket protein 28-like
Exons: 5
Coding region: 1-1719 (572 amino acids)
Biological process (GO): sodium ion transmembrane transport
Cellular component (GO): membrane
Molecular function (GO): ligand-gated sodium channel activity
Source: RefSeq, a predicted model, not a curated record
AUGGUUAAGAUGAAACUAGCAAAGUUGCGAACUUCCGUGCCUAUCAGCGGAGCAAAUCUCUGGGAACCAGAGCUACUGAACGAAUCGUACAAAGAGACUGGACCUCGGAGUCUUUGGGUGGAUUACUGUAGCAACAGUACAAUUCAUGGAUUUAAGUACUUGGUGGGAAAUAAGCGAACUACAAUAGAGAGGGUGUGGUGGAUAAUUGUUUGCCUGCUUUCGCUGUACGGAUGUGGUAAGCUCAUACACAGUGUGUACAUGAAAUGGGAUCGUGAUCCGGUUGUUGUGACGUUUGCCGAAAAACCAGCCGCAGUGUUCACAAUCCCAUUUCCAGCCGUAACGAUCUGUCCGGAGACGAAAGUUCGCAAAAAGGUUCUUGAUUUUACGACCGCCUACCAAUUGUUUAAUGAUGAGGAGCUGUGGCAAUUUAUGGCUCAGGAGCAAAUUGCCAAACUCGAAGCUCUUCUGCAGGUGUGUGACUUCUCGUUCGGCAUAGAGAUGAACAACGAAUCAUACGCAGAUGACGUAGUGGAACUCCUGCUGCAGAUGGCCAUUCCGUUUGAGGAUAUUUUUCUGACUUGUGGUUGGAGAGAACACGUCGUCGAUUGUAAGGAUUUCUUCAAGCGAACUCUGACCGAGGCAGGAAUCUGUUACACAUUCAACUCACUGGCGGCAGAGGAUUUAAUGCGACGGGAGCAGAUGCAUACGGAGUACGAGUAUAUGGCGGAGAAUGAAACUUCAAAGCAUUGGAAUAUGGAUGAGGGUUAUAGUAGUGGAGCCGGUGGAGACACGUACCCGAGGCGGGCUUUUGGUGCGGGAAGAAGAGCUGGGAUGUUCGUCAUCUUAAAGGUCCAGAAGUAUGAUAUGGAUUAUCUUUGUGGAAACUCAUUCCAGGGAUUUAAAGUGCAUCUGCACUCACCAGUUCAGUAUCCUCGGAUGGUGAACCAAUUCUUUAGAAUUCCCUUGAGUCAGGAGGUGUCCGUCUCGGUUGAGCCGUUAGUCAUCGACACAGCACAGAAUGUUCGCCGGUACGAUCCGAAGCGACGGCUUUGUUACUACAAUCACGAGCGAUACCUGCGUUACUUUAAGGUGUACUCCAAGUAUAACUGUGACAUCGAGUGUCUCUCGAACUAUACUCUCAAGACGUGUGGAUGUGUUCCGUUUUCAUUACCUCGCACAAAUGAUGCGAGGAUUUGCGGCUUAGGAAAGGCUAGUUGUACUGACACGGCGCUCUCGGUGCUAGAAGAGAUGGACCUGCUGCACGAGCUUAAUAAGACGGAUAAUUUCUUGGAGCACUGUAAUUGUUUGCCAGCUUGUAAUGCGGUCUUCUACAAUACGGAAAUAUCGCAGGCAAUGUUCGACUGGAGGAAAUUGGCUGAAAAUAUUCAUCUUAUAGCUGGUGUUACCAACGCAACUGAGCUAUCCUACCUAUCGAUCCACUUUAAGGUUUCUCGCUUCAUACCGAUCAAACGAAGCGAACUGUUUGGCAUUAGCGAUUUUCUUGCCAACUGUGGCGGAGUUCUUGGACUCUUUAUGGGCGUCAGCAUACUGAGCAUCGUUGAGAUCUUGUACUACUGCACGCUGAAACCUCUAAUGGCACGAAGGGGAGCCUAUUCUCGGUCCGAAACGGCCAAGGUGAUCAAACCAGCGCUCAUACUUCCGCCCGAAGAAUUCGGAACGGCCGGUGGUCGUGCUCGGAAGGUCUCGAACAAGUGGUAGAGCCGCACGCCGAAAUAUUUCAAACAG